Indicator indicator is the source of this 2044-nucleotide messenger RNA. RefSeq names its product chromogranin B (gene CHGB). Gene Ontology annotation, biological process: regulation of double-strand break repair via nonhomologous end joining. Gene Ontology annotation, cellular component: secretory granule. The record is from RefSeq and is a predicted model, not a curated record. The transcript is spliced from 6 exons. The coding region runs from base 23 to 2044 and encodes 673 amino acids. Lineage: Eukaryota; Metazoa; Chordata; Aves; Piciformes; Indicatoridae.
CGUCAGUGCUGCUCCCAGGACUAUGGAGGGAGAAGAGAUGUCCCCAAGCCAUCACUCAGAGGAGAGCAGUGUGUUGGACCUACCCUCUGUUGGUGACCUAGUGGAGCCCUUCCUGCCUCCACAUGGGUCUGAGAGCAGCGAGGAGCUUUUUGGUUCUGGGGAUACUUUUCCCUCUCCACCCACAGGUGCCAGCACAGUGCCAGUGGCCAAAGAGCAUCCUGAGGAAAUGGUGAGAGACUGCAUCGUGGAGGUCCUGUCCAAAGCUCUGCUGAAGCCAAACAUGCUGUCCAUUGACCCUGCCUGCAGAGACAUCCUGAGGAAGGGUGAUAGAAACGACAGAGAGGGAAGUGCAACCAACCAGCUGGAGGUGAGGCAUCUCAAAGACACAGCAGAGACUGAAAAACAUCUUCCUGGCAGCCUGGAGGAAGGACACAGGCAGGCAGAAGAGGAGGCAAAGGAGUCUGUGAAUGGAAGCGGGGAGGAGAAUGACAAAAGCAAGGAAGAGGAGGAUGGACACCAGGCAGCAGCUGAAGAGAGGCUUCACAGAGAAGAAAAGAAACACUACCAAGAGAUGAGAGAGGAGGAGAAGAGCUACCAGAGUGAGGAAGAAAGCAAAACCAGCCAACGCCUUGCCAAGAAGGUUGAGCUCGCUGUGCUCAACAAGAAGUCCUCCUCUGGAGGCCUGAGCACAGAGCAGCUCCCUGCUGGCAGCCAGCAGCACCCCACCGGCCACUGGCACUUGGAAGAGGGAAGGCAGAGCCCUUACAAGAGAGUUCCUGAAGGGGAAAGGGGAGAGGCAGAGGAAGAAAGGAGUGGAAAACCCGAGCAGGAGUCGAAGGAAGGGGAUUUCUCCUGGCAGCAGGAGCGUGCAGAGUCUGAGAAGAGGGAAGAAACACAGGAAGAGAAGCCACCCUACAGUCCCAGGAGCUAUGGGAAGCACAGAGGUGGUGACUCCUCUGAAGAGAAGAGAGGCCGUGGUGGUGAGGAAGAGGAAUCAAGCCGAGAGGAGGCCCAGCCCUGGGACAGAAGGAACCACUACCAGAAGCUUGGGGAAGCCUCCCAGCAGCAGCAGCAGCAGGAGAAGAAGAGGGCUUACCAUGGGAGGCAUGGGUCUGAGGAGGUGGAGAAGAGGCCUGCGGGCCAGGGAAGGGAGGAGUACAGAGAGAGGUGGCAGCAGAGUGAGGAGAGCAGCAAGGAAGAAGAAGAAGAGAAGAGGCAUCAGCACGGGGAGGAGAAGAGGCACCGCUCCCAGGGCAGGACAGGGCUUGGAGGGGCGAGCGAGGAAGGGCUGGACAGGGAUCUCGGCGGCGGCAGCGAGGAGCAGCCGCAGGGGCACAGAUCCAGCCGGUGGGGCGGCCAAGGGGAGGGACCACAGGCAGCCUACGCUGGGCACCGCGGGGGACAGCCCCGGACGCACCACGGCGCCGGGGACGGCGCGGAGCAGCUGCGCGACCUGCGGAACGGCCGGGAGGAGACGGAGGAGGAGGAGAAGGAGGAGGAGGUAGCAAAGCAGCAUCAGAGCAGCGACCAGGUGGAAGAUGCGGAGGAGGGAAGAUACGCGGAGAGGGAAGGCUCCAGGAGCAGCCUCCCUGCGAAGUGGGCGAUAGGCUACAGCUUCUUUCCGCUGCGGUGGCCAAAGUGGUACUCGAAGAGGGACGGCGCCAGGAAGCAGCAAGGCAAGGAGGAAGGCAGCCCCAGCCUGGCCGAGAAGAGCCCAAUCCCGGAGUACAGCAACUACAGGCGGUGGAAGAAGCAGCAGGAGCUGCGCCAGCAGCAGCAGGGCAGCAGCGCAGGGGGCGAGAGGCAGCGGCGCAAGGAGCAGAAGAUGGCACAGUUGGUGAGCUGCAGGAGGAAAGACGCCGGGUGCCCGGAGCUCCUCUCCUCCAGAGAGGACACCAAGAGACGGCAGGUCGGCAUGAGCAAAAGGAGCCUGAGCCAGAGGCCGCUGACAGAAGAGGAGGAAAAUGAGCUGGAGAACCUGGCUGCCAUGGAACUGGAACUGCAGAAAAUAGCCCAGAAGUUCAAGGACAGCAGGAGGGGCUGA